CACGCAGGCCUCUUUUUGUUUCAGCCCUCUGAUCGUGCUUGGAGCCCACCGUUCCCACACCCCUUCUUCCAGCCCCCCAUCCAGCCCAUCAUGACCCUUAUCGAUGCAGCCAAGACACUCGCCGUCGGCGUCGGCUUCGGGUUCGUCCUGGAGAAAUGCAAGGUCUACCUGCCCACCGUCAUCACCAACCAGCUGCUCAUGAGCGACUUCACGAUGAUGCAGAUGUUCCUGACUGCGACUGCCGGUGGAAUCAUCGUUAUGAGUGCCCUCGAGCACGCCGGUCUCUUCAAGAGACCCCCCAAAACUUCCCUGACGGUCGGCCUCGGCACCCUGAACGGGUUCGGAGGCAACGUCCUCGGCGGAGCGAUCAUGGGCACCGGCAUGGCUCUGAGCGGUGCCUGUCCUGGUACCGUCAUCGUGCAGCUCGGCGCCGGUCUGCAGUCCGCCCGGUAUGUCGCGGCGGGCGGCCUCGUCGCGGCGGUACUCUUUGGAUAUACCCACCGGUUCAUCCAGAAUUUCCUGCCCAAGUUUGGCUCCAAGACCCAGGUGGCCACUGUCGAUCAGCGCCUUAAGGUGCCCUACGGCCUGUUCGGCAUUGGAGCGGCCUCGGCCCUGCUCGCUGCCGUCUAUGUCCUCGGCCAGGUCACCGACUCCCGCAGCGCCGUCCUGGCUAUCUUCAAGGACGCUCCCGCACGCUUCUCCAGCCUGCUCACCCUCCGAGGAUUCGACCACCCCACGCUGCAGUCCUUUGCCUGGACCCCUGUCGUCGGCGGUCUCGCCCUGACCGCUGUCCAGGCCGGCUCCAUCCUCCUCCGAGAUGCUCCGCUGGGUGCCUCCACGGCCUAUGCCGAGAUCGGCGCGCAGAUUGUAUCGCGAGUCGAUGCCAACUGGAAGAAGAACGCCCCGCUGUACCAGUCCCACAUCGAAUUGGACUCGACCUACCUUGCUGUCGGUGUCUUGACCGGCUCGGCCCUGUCGCUCUGGCUCGCCGGAGCCUCGGAGCUGCCUCCCCUCCUUCCCGCGGCCGUGAGCCCCAUUCAGGCCAUCGUGGGCGGCUUCCUCUUGGUUACCGGUGCUCGCCUCGCCAACGGAUGUACCUCGGGCCACGGCAUCAGCGGCAUGGCUCAGUUCAGUGUCCCAUCGUUUGCUACCAUCGCUUCCAUGUUCGCCGGCGGAAUCGCCACUGCUUUCCUGGUCUAUUAACUGUGACAAGCACGCCCCAAGUGUCCUUUGCCCGCCACACGUUCAGCGUCUGCUUUCCAGGGCCGACAGCUCUUCUACCUCUGCCUCUGGAUUGACUACCUGACUACCAGCAGCCGGACAGUGCGAUUCAUCGACGGUGCUGAACUCUGCCUCGAUUCCCUGCCAUCCCUGUUCCUGCUGUGGCCCGAGCCUCAUCGCCGUGCCCGGCCGAUCUCCAAACAGCCAUUUACUCUCAUCCGUCUUUGCCUUUUAUGCCCUCCGUUCGCUCGACUUGUUUCUGCGCUCCAUUUGAACUGGAGUGCUGUUUUCAGAGCAGCGCAUUUUUCCCGGGUAUUCUCAGCUUUAAUCUGACUACUCAGGGUCAUAUGUAUAUAAAGUACAAC
Molecule: messenger RNA, 1586 nt
Organism: Polychytrium aggregatum
Lineage: Eukaryota; Fungi; Chytridiomycota; Chytridiomycetes; Polychytriales
Exons: 3
Coding region: 91-1203 (370 amino acids)
Cellular component (GO): plasma membrane
Source: RefSeq, a predicted model, not a curated record